Ichthyophthirius multifiliis is the source of this 583-nucleotide messenger RNA. RefSeq names its product von hippel-lindau binding protein 1, putative. Gene Ontology annotation, biological process: protein folding; tubulin complex assembly; microtubule-based process. Gene Ontology annotation, molecular function: tubulin binding. The record is from RefSeq and is a predicted model, not a curated record. The transcript has 4 exons. Lineage: Eukaryota; Ciliophora; Oligohymenophorea; Hymenostomatida. Gene Ontology annotation, cellular component: prefoldin complex; cytoplasm.
AAUCUAAAAAACUAAAAAAUCAAAACUAAUAAUGGCAGAUAUACCCUAAUUAACAACUACUGAUAAUUCAUAAAAUCCAAGGAAAAUUCCUUAAGCAAUAUUUCUUGAAAAUAUAGAUUAAAUAUGUGUAAAAUAUUAAGUUGAGAAAGUAAUGCAAAGCCUACAAGAAGUUUAUAACAAAUACAAAAUGAUGGAAAUGUAAAUCCUUAAAUAAAAAGAAAGCAUGUAAUCUAAAAUUCCAGAAAUAGAAGAAGCAAUAGAAAUAGUUAACUUUUUAUAAUAAAGAGAUAGUGAUAUGCAUGUUGAUUUUCUCCUAACCGAUACUAUUUGGACUAAAGCUUAAAUUAAAAAAGAUGUUUAAAGAGAAGCAUUAUGGUUAGGUGCUAACGUUAUGGUAGAAUUUUCUUACGAUGAGGCUACUUAAUUACUUAAAAAAAAUCUUGAAAAUGCUACUGGAAAUUUUAAUACUUUUGAAGAAGAUUUAAAUUUUUUAAAAGAUUAAAUUACUACUUGUGAAGUCAAUAUUGCAAGAAUAUAUAAUGCAAAUAUUAAAAGAUAAUAAGAAUUAUAAAAAAAGAAAUGA